Symbiodinium necroappetens is the source of this 2888-nucleotide messenger RNA. Lineage: Eukaryota; Dinophyceae; Suessiales; Symbiodiniaceae. The record is from the annotation of a GenBank genome assembly.
AUGCCCUUUGGUCCUGGCACGUACCUAGGCCCUAAUCCCCAUCCUGACAGGCACCUACUUGCUAAUUUCGCGAACACACAUCGACUUACUGCACUGAAUACAUGGGGCCGCGUCAGCAAGGCUGCCACAUUUGAGCACGACCAGGUCCGCAGUCAAAUUGACUUCUUUUUCGCACGAGCUGCGCAAAUUGACGGACGCUCGAGGUGUGCUUGCACGGACCCCCUUUUUCAUCUCUUGCGUUGGCGUGGAGGCGCCCGUCACUACCCAGUACUGGUAAGCAUCCCAGCGGUGCAUUACCAAUCCCCUGCCAAAAUCCUCGACGAGUCUAAGGUCCGUGCCCCUAGGUAUCAGCUUACUCAGCCCCCUGAGCGAGUGCAGGCGUUCUGCGAGCACCUGGCCCACACCCUCUCUGCCUCGCCAGACCCCUCCGAACUAGAUCGGGCUUUGCAGCAAGCGGCGGCCAAGCACCUGCUUCCUGUUCAGCCGAGGACCAAAGGUGAUUCAGCUGCGGACAGGGUCACUGGCAUGGUAAAGCAAAUGUGGAAUCUCCGACAUACGGCACAGCAAUUUGCGAUUGAGGUCCUGCGACCCUUCACCAUCGUCGCGCAGAUUCGGCACUGGCGAGGCACGGGAGAGCGUCUCUGGUUCUCCAUUGGGUGCCGCGUCUUGAAGAAGCGUUAUCCCUUCUACCUGCGCGCAAAGCCACUCCGCCUCAUCUCGCGCAACUUCACUUGUGGCACCUUGGUAAAGAUGUUCUCCUCCCGCAUCUUGCCACACUCUGCCAACAACUCUGGCAAUCCCCUCAGAACUUCCAUCAACUUUGGGCAGACGCCUGGAUCGCAUGGCUCGCUAAGCCUGGCAAAGCCCCGGACCAACCAGAGAAUUUGCGGCCUAUUUCCCUUACUGAAGGAGGAGGUCGUAUCGUCGUCAAAGCGCUCACUCUCCAACUACGUCCGCGUGCGACAAGGUUGUCCUCUUGCCCCUAGUCUUUGGACGCUUGUAACCGUUGCUUUGCUUCGAGCCAUGGCUGGCACGGAGUCCCUUGACUGGAUUCAGCACGGAACCACUAUGUUCGCAGAUGACCUCCUUCUCCAAUGGGAGUACAACAACAUCUCAGAACUAGAGCGCAUGAUAUCCGCCAUCCAGCACUGCUUCCGAGUCCUUGCUCGACUAGGUCUCCAGGUGCAGCACCGCAAAACACAACUCCUCCUUGCCCAAAAAGGUCGCCUGGCGCACAAAUGGUGGCAAGCACACACGGCCUCCACCAAGGAUGGUUGCUUCCUUCGGAUCCCGCAACCGGGUCAGAAGGAUCUGCACCUUCCCAUUGUCCCACAACUCACCUACCUGGGCAUCGUUCUCUCUUACAAGGAUGCGACCACUGCCACCGUCGAGCACCGUCUUCACGUUGCCGAGGCCCAACGAGCGCGCCUUCUUAAAGUGCUGCACUCGCGUACUCUUCCUCUGCGGAAGAGAGUGCAGCUCUGGGUGGCCUGUGUUCGAAGCUCGGCAUUAUACGGACUACAUCUGUUAGACCUGCAACAGAAGCAUGUUGUACGCAUCACCGUUGUCCUUGUCAAGCACCUGCGGGCCAUAGCUCGGAGCUUUGCCCACAUGUCUCAGGAGGCUAGUCAGACCUUGCUCCUUAGGCUAGGUGUAGAGGAUCCGCUGCCUUUCCUGCUGCGCGCCGGCCAGAAACUUCUGACAAAAACACUCCAAUCGCAAGAUCCGAUGGUGCACCAGCCACGCAUACUGCAGUGGCUAGCGCAUAUCACGGAAGCCAGGCUGGCGCUGGACUCGCACGUUGCGCAUGUGAUCCCGCCUAAUACUGAGUCCUGUCCUGAGACGGCUCUGGAUGGAGAUGUCAAGGUGCCACGGGCUGCUGCGGAUCCUCCAGCGGCUGAUCCUCCCGCCACGGCCCCCGUCCAGGGUGCGCCGACGCCGGUAGCAGUUCUCCCUCCCAGCGGUUCUCUUCUCAGUGCGCUGAUUCCCACUUCCCCUACCCAAUGGCUGCAUUUUGCCAGACAUCCCGAGGUGCAGACAACGCUGCGACAGUUUUGUGCGACGUGUGGCCAAUGGCUGGUGUCAGUGAAGAGCAUCAAGCUGCACUAUAGACAUGUUCAUACUGAUAUCUACCAUCGUUUCUGCCAAGCCGCUGCUGAUGACUGUAAAAAAGUGGGUCACCUCAUAUCACCGUGUGUCUACUGUGGAGCACAUGUCACUCGCACAGAUCAGCACUCUGGUACGCAGACCUUGCAUCCAAACGCAUCGCCGAGCCGGCACCUGCCCUCAGCUCAGCUCCAUCCAGCCAUGGAGCACGUGCCCGCGCAGAUGGACCUGGACGAGGAGGAGAGGGAGUGCUUCGGGAAUCUCCUGGGGAAGCGAGCCCUUGCGCUGGGAAUGGAAUCCCCGAACAAGUAUCCCCACCCGAGCGGAAAAGGAGUCCCGCCGCAGGGAGGAAGCAGACCGCGACCCCCCCCACCACAGCGUGGUUCCCGCCAGGCGGCCCCCUCUCAGGGGAGCCGAACAAAAGAGGAGCACCGAGGAAAAUCGGGGACUUCUUCAGACCNNCAAAGCGAUCACACGGUCAUCUUCACCUUUCGGAAUGGCGACGGCCCUCAGCUGAUGGUGCCGCUACUCCACGAAGUGACGGCCAACUGGCGCGACCAACGCAGCAAGGGCAAAACUCUGCUCCAGUACGUGACGUCGGAAAUCAUCACCAGGGUUACCACGUUUGCAGACGACAAGAAUGCCCAGGCCAAGGCGCAGGAAAUGGGUUGGGUGACCAGCGACCUGGAGUACAACUACCUCGACUGGAACGCCGAGGAGCAGAGGCUCGUCCCUCGACAAGAGGGGACGCUGACGCAGGAUCAGGUUCUGGCAGACGCCCG